GACUGCAAAAUCAGUUUCAUAACUCACAUGAAUCUCGGCUAGAUCACUGGAACAAAAUCUGGCGUCUCUAAGCAACCGGGAGGCGUUGAAGACUGGGUCACUUCCUAGCCGUGCUCUUGGCAGAGGCAGGGCAGAAGAGAGUACCGGAAGGCGGGCGGAACGGACUUGGCGGGAUCCGGGGAUGUGUUUAUGCAACGGACCUAGGAAAGGAAGUGUACCGUUAAGGGUCCCCACAGCCAGCCACCACCGGGCUGCCGUGGGGUCGUUCACCGUUGUGCCGCUUCAGGUGGACCUGAGCCUCUGCGUUUCUGGAGGUUAGCAAAAGCGGCAGGAAGGUCCAGACCUCAUUGUUCCGACCACAGACAAGGCGGGCUGACCUUGGCCUCUCGGGUUUGCACCUUGCGGCCAGGGCUUGGAGCAUGAUGACCUCUAGGGCUGCCUCCAGACUCACCAGGGCAACUGCCAGAGGCUUUCUUGUGCGAGGCCUCGGGUUCCGUGUGACUCCUCGGUGCGUCUCCCAUCCGGAAUCCCCUGCCUGCCGUCCAGCUCCAGACAGAACGCUGCAUGUCACCGCGGCGGCCUCCGCCGGACACAAUAAGUGGUCCAAAGUCCGGCACAUCAAAGGUCCCAAGGACUUGGAAAGGAGUCGAAUCUUCUCUAAACUCUCUCUCAGUAUCCGCCUGGCGGUUAAAGAGGGAGGCCCCAACCCUGAGCUCAACAACAACCUGGCCAAUGUCUUAGAGGUGUGUCGCAGCAAACACAUGCCCAAGUCAACCAUUGAGGCAGCGCUGAAAAUGGAGAAAACUAAGGGCACUUAUUUGCUGUAUGAGGCUCGAGGCCCUGGUGGCUCUUCUCUGCUCAUUGAGGCAUUAUCAAAUAGUGGUUCCAAGUGCCAUUUGGACAUUAAACACAUCCUGAACAAGAAAGGGGGAAUGAUGGCUGAAGGAGCACGCCACUCCUUUGACAAAAAAGGAGUGGUUGUGGUUGGAGUAGAGGACAGAGAGAAAAAAGCUGUGAACCUAGAGCGUGCCCUGGAGCUGGCAAUUGAAGCAGGAGCUGAAGAUGUCAUGGAAGCUGAGAAUGAAGAAGAAGAGAACCUUUUUAAAUUUAUUUGUGAUGCCUCUUCACUGCAUCAAGUAAGAAAGAAGCUAGACUCCCUGGGCUUAUGUUCCGUCUCCUGUUCUCUGGAGUACAUCCCCCAUUCAAAGGUGCAACUGGCUGACCUUGACUUGGAACAAGCUGCUCACCUCAUCCAGGCUCUCAACAACCAUGAAGAUGUGAUUCACGUUUAUGACAAUAUUCAGUAACCAGACUGUAUGUGUCUUUAGGCUCUUUCUUAUGCAACUGGCAGCCCAUCUUAGAGCACAGGCUCCUACAGCAUCUUCUGAGACUGAAGUAGGUGGGGAACCUAGCUGUUAGAAGGUCUGAUGCUGUGACUUAGAGCCUUAAAGAAAAGGGACUUCUACACUUUUUUGAGGUUAGCUCUUUUGGUGUCACAGGACCAGAAUGGGGCUAGCUAGCUGAUCUGCCUCUGAUAGCAGAUGACUGGCCCAUGUGGGGAUUAUAAGUGUCCUGUGAUAUUGUAUAGUGGAAAUUGAUCUUCAAUAACAGUGGUGAAUCUUG
Messenger RNA from Nannospalax galili (Upper Galilee mountains blind mole rat), 1623 nucleotides. RefSeq names its product translational activator of cytochrome c oxidase 1. NCBI's taxonomy places the organism in Eukaryota, Metazoa, Chordata, Mammalia, Rodentia, Spalacidae. Gene Ontology annotation, cellular component: mitochondrion. Bases 420 to 1307 code for a protein of 295 amino acids. The transcript is spliced from 5 exons. The record is from RefSeq and is a predicted model, not a curated record.